AUGUCAAGCGACGAGAUGCCUAAGGAUGAGGGCUUAUCUCAAGAGGAAGAACAAUACUGUAAUGUGUUUAUUCCAACGAUUGAGCACUCUUUGCGUGUUUUAUUACCAAAUGGUGUGGAAACUACUGUAGGGACAUUCCGACUUCUGGCUCUGGAGGCUGCCCAUCGGGCGUCCUCAUCUACUUCGACUCUAUCCACUUCCAAUACGGCCCCGCGGCGAGGGGAUGAUAUUCGGUUAAUCUUUCGCGGCAGGGAGCUGCGGCAUGAACAGGAUGGGGAGCGGCUUUGUGGGUUUAAUAUUCAAUCAGGUUCUUGUCUUCACGGGAUGUUAACCCAUCGCAUGGCAUUGGGUGUGGAGGAGAACACCCUUGGGGCGCGCGCUCGUCGAGGCGUGGAGAGCGCGAUCGCCUCCGCGGUGGGGGCGAUGUUAAAUCGCAAUCCCCCCUCCUCCGAUGCCGCUCCGCACGAGGAGGUUCACACUGAAAGUGAGGGGAUUCGUGGAGGGGGCGGGGCCCUGACAUCCUCCCCCCCGCGCAAUGACUUACUGCACGCCCUUCACGAAGAGCGAAUGCGGGUUCGUCGGGAUGCCGAGGCCCCUGCAUCCGGUGCGGACGGCAGGGAAGGAAGAAGGGGGAGUGGGAGAGAGGGGGCGCCUCCGGCGGAGGAUGCCGCCCUCCAUCAUUUCCCCGACGAUCCGGGGCGCGUGCAGGUGGAGAACUUAGCGGGGCAACCCACCACCAUGCCUUCAGACGACGAUGAGGCGGCGGGGUUUCGGACAUUUUUCAGACACUCCCAAAAUGUUAUUUCCUUGUCUCUGAUCUCUGGCUUCCUUUUUGGCCCCGUCGCGCUGUUCCUUCCCUUUGAACGUUUCGAACGAGGCUCCGUCAUUGUAGGAAUGUUGCUCAAUGCGUUUUUUUUUGUUGUUAUAGUUGCGUCCAUAGAUUUUUUUUCCCAAAUUUCUAGCGCAAAACAAAAAUAUUUGUCAAAAAUUUUGAAUGAAUGUUAG
Phytomonas sp. Hart1 is the source of this 1005-nucleotide messenger RNA. Lineage: Eukaryota; Euglenozoa; Kinetoplastea; Trypanosomatida; Trypanosomatidae. The record is from the annotation of a GenBank genome assembly.